Trematosphaeria pertusa is the source of this 2708-nucleotide messenger RNA. Its product is annotated as YjeF N-terminal domain-like protein. Gene Ontology annotation, biological process: deadenylation-independent decapping of nuclear-transcribed mRNA; P-body assembly. Lineage: Eukaryota; Fungi; Ascomycota; Dothideomycetes; Pleosporales; Trematosphaeriaceae. Gene Ontology annotation, cellular component: P-body. Gene Ontology annotation, molecular function: mRNA binding. The record is from RefSeq and is a predicted model, not a curated record. The coding region runs from base 83 to 2425 and encodes 780 amino acids. The transcript has 3 exons.
CGCGCCUCUCACCUGGCUCAACACGUCCACCGUCCGAGCCAAGUAUGCUUUCUGCAGGCUUCUGAAUCAUCAGUCAACUAUCAUGGCAUCUUCAGGCCUUCUUGGAAUUUCAGUCAGCGUCACACUGCAACACCCGCCGAACACGGUCGUGGAAGGUCUCGUCGCAAAUGUCAACCCGCAGACGGCAACCCUGACGCUCCAAGAUGUUCACUUCCCGGCUUCUGGGCAUCGCCUGAAUAGCUACAACGUGGAGGGGCAUGCCAUUGCCGAUAUCAAAGUCAAUACAGCCGCAGCUCAGACACGGCAACAUAACCCGCCUCCACUCCACCCGCAAGCAUCGUACCAUCAAUAUACCGCCAGUCAGAUCUCGCAAGGCCCUCCAAGCAUCCGCUCAGCGCCACAGCCCUUCGUUGACCCCGCGAUCCUCAGCAUGGGCAAGAGGGCCACCGCCCCUUCCGCGCAUCUGUCCAUUGCUGCCCCGCCCCAAGAAGCACCAGCUACGCCGAUAAAACCUAUAUCUUCCGCCGCUGUCGGACCUCUGCCGACCAAUACCUCGCCCUUUGUCGGUGUUGCGAAAGAACGGAAUUUGCGGAAGCCAAGCGCAGCAACUCUUGAGGGGCCAUUCUCAUCUCUGGACAUAGCAGAUGCAGAAGCGCAGGAGAGCGACGAAAACAAGACUGUAGAGCCCGUUGCCCGCAGGACGAGUAUCACGAAGACCCGCACUGGAAAGCCCAUGGACGAGCCCAUCGUCCAACCUGCCGCAAAGAACGAGGAGGGUUACAAGCGCACCAGGCGCGGAGGGAAAGCGCGCAAGAAGGAGGUUGCUGCGCAGGAGAGGCGCAAUGGAGCACAUGUCCAUUCCUCCCCGGAUGCUACCCGUAAAACGAAGGGCAAUGGCUGGAGGCAGACGCCCAUGCUUCAGGACGCUGAGUAUUCACAAGCUCGGACACCAGGUGUUAUCGGCGGCAGGGUCGGGUUGGAAGCAGCGCAUGCCUCGAACCGCAAGACGCGGCGCCAGAGGGCACUUGAAGCGAACAAUGGGUGGGCAACAGAAGAUGCAACUGACAUCCAAGAUAUGCCCGAAUUUGAUUUUGCCGAAAAUCUCUCCAAGUUCGACAAGCGCACAGUAUUCGAUCAGAUCAGGAACGAAGAUACGACCGCUGACGAAGAUCGACUGGUCAGCUUCAACCGUCUAGCGCGGCCGGGAACGCAUGGCGGCAAGAAUCUGCACCCUACCGAGAACGUGCUCGAUGGGCGACGCCUGAAGAGCACGUCGAACUCAAGUACAGAUGACGACAUGUCAGACGUUGGCAGCGGACGCAAUUCCCGAAGAGCAAUGUCGCGGGCUUCAAUCAAGCGGAUCCCAACAAGACAGAGCAGUGGCGUUCAGGGCGAUAUUGAAACACAAAGUCAUUCUGGAGGCACGAAUCUCAUGGCUCGGACCAAUCGAACCUAUCUUAAUCGACAAUACGCGUCUUCCUCUCAUGCUACUGGUAGCCCGAAGCCUGGCCGGAUCACGACGCCUCCAGACUCCCCACUUCUCGAGGCCGUAUCGAGAUCUUGCCUACGUUUAGUCUCUAGCAACCGUAAAUGCCAUACCAUUACCCCUGGCGGCAUGCUUGCAGUCGAAGAGAUCGCUGAGGUGGACUUCGGGCUCACGGAAGAUAUCAUGGCAGAGAAUGCAGGUCGUGGCAUAGCAGAGGUUGCGCUAUCAGCUAUCAACCCCGGCGGUCGACGGUUAGCCCGCGAUAAUCCCAAUGCACGUCCCGUCAUAGUGGUUUUAGCAGGCAAUCAUCGUGGCGGAGCCAGAGCGAUAGCUGCCGCUAGACAGCUACACGCUAGAGGCCCGAAAGUCAUGGUUGCCCUCCUUGGCUUCGAGCGAAACGCAGACUGGGAUCGAGACGUCCGGCGCCAAGUAGAGCUGUUCAAAAAGCUCGGAGGCUCAGUUCGUGCCUGGCAUGACACCGAGGACGCUUUGAAGAGGUUACAAGCACCACCUGAGCUCAUUAUCGACGCGUUGCUCGGCCGACACAAAGAGUUCGAUGCUCUAGGAGACGAAGACAGGCGAACGGUUCUAACGAUCGUUGGUUGGGCGAACAAGUCCCGCGCUGCUGUUCUCGCCGUCGAGACGCCGUCGGGCGUAGGCGGCUCCACCGGUGAAGUUGCAAUCCUGGAAGGCGAGCCCCUCGAGGUCAGAGCGAAAUACAUCGUGUGCCUGGGUGCGCCGAAGAGUGGAUUGCUCAAAGCACUACACAAUGGUGCGGGACGUGAACCGCAAUGGCUUAUCUGGGUCGUCGAUAUUGGAGUCAAUCGGCCAUGGAGAAAUGCGGGAAUUGGCGGUGGGAAGGGGAUCAAGUUCGGCGAGCACUGGGUCGUUCAGGCACAGUACUCCGAAGAGACGGAAGGCGAUGGCCUUAGGGGUUAGAAGGAUGGGGAUGGACUCUGUACAAGUCGACUCUUUCGCAUUGCGCGGGCGUUUUGUUAUUGGAUCACGGUGGAUCCCGGAUGGGAAAUUUGGCACCAGCUUGAACGUCAUAGCGAGGGCCCCCUUUAGAAGCUGCACAUGGCGCAGCAAAAGCAUGCAGACUCUCAAUGCUAACUUGUCUUUGCGGUCUGCUGCGGUCUGCUGCGGACCAAAGCGAGCGGAACUGUCCCGCUCGCUAAAGCUUGGCCAGCUCUGAUAAGAUAAGAGCCGAACUUCGGACCAC